Messenger RNA from Aegilops tauschii subsp. strangulata, 1263 nucleotides. Its product is annotated as methylcrotonoyl-CoA carboxylase beta chain, mitochondrial-like. Gene Ontology annotation, cellular component: mitochondrion; methylcrotonoyl-CoA carboxylase complex. Gene Ontology annotation, biological process: L-leucine catabolic process. Lineage: Eukaryota; Viridiplantae; Streptophyta; Magnoliopsida; Poales; Poaceae. Gene Ontology annotation, molecular function: methylcrotonoyl-CoA carboxylase activity. The record is from RefSeq and is a predicted model, not a curated record.
CUGUUAUGCCACCAACCGUCAACUCCACAUUCUCACGCCACCCACCCCGAGCCAGAUCGAGACUGCUCACUCCACUCCCCACCAGCCCGUCCAUCAUCGUCCUCUGCCGGAGAUGCUUCGCCGACUGGCCGCACGGCGGCCCCGUCAAGGCAGAACCCGGGCCGCCGCCGCCGCAGCCUACCGCUCCUCAGCUGCAGCCUCCUCCUCGGUCCUGCCCGACGCGCUCGACCGGAGCUCCGACGCCUACGCCCACAACGCCGCCGCCGUCGGCGGCCUCCUCUCCGACCUGCGCUCCCGCGUCUCCCAGAGGGCGCUGGGCGGCGGAGGCGCGGGGGUGGUGAAGCGGAACGAAGGGCGGGGGAAGCUGCUCCCCAGGGACCGCAUCGACCGCCUGCUCGACCCGGGGGCCUCCUUCCUCGAGCUCUCUCAGGGAUUAAUUCCCACAUCUGUCUAAAGCUGUCCACCAACGUACUUAGGUGAAAAGAUUGAGUUUCUUUUUGCGCCGGUGAUGAGCUUCUAUGCGACGGAGGCGUGCGCCCGUGCUGUAUGUGAGCGAUGGAGGCGUUGGAUGUGGAGCAGCGGACCUGGAGUGCGGCCCAAGCGGCGGAUCUAGAGCGACGCCGGAGCAGCAGAGCGCUGGACCAGCGGAGCGGCGUCGUCGUCCUGAUGGUGCCCCCACCUUGGUAGCGCGGGCCCUGCCCCGCCACGCCACGGCGCCACGGCGUCGUUGUCCUCAUGGAGAAGAAGGAGCACGCCCAGGAGAAGAACGAGUAGGAGAAGAAGGCCCUAGAUCGCUGCUGCUGGAGCGCUGAGGACCUGGGAUCUGUGACCUGGGCGUGCUGUUGUAGGAGAAGUAGGGUACCUGGGCGAGCGGAAGAGAAGCAGGGGCGGGCGACGGCAGUGGUGGACGACGGAGGAUUUCAAAUCCUGGGGUGGAGGAAGACAACGAUGGGGAUACCGAUUCAAAAGUAGGGGCAGCAAUGUAAAAUCCACCGUUUUCACCUGGUCGGAAGGAUAUCUUUAGCGACCUAUAUUUCGAAACAAAGGGAGUAUGUUACAGGUACUCCAUCCAUACGCUUACUCUCCAGAUUGAAACUGAGCGAGACACAUAUCCAAAUCAUGACUGGUAAAUGAUUCUGCACUUUUUGGCUGCGAUAUAUGUGUUGUAUCGGUGUAGUCUUCCCCAUUCCCCCUGGACCAACAACCGGAAUCUGUAGGAGAUAUGCCUUAGAGGCAAUAAUAAAUGAUAUUAUUUAUCUCCAA